AGGUGCCAACUCAAAAGACUGACAGCUGGAUUAGCAGCUCGGGGACUUUAAAAGCAGGAUCUCAGACCGGGAGAGGAGAAACGCACCGAGAGCAGAGAAACGAACAAGCUUAUCACACAGCUUCUGAAAAACACUGAACAACAAGUGACCAAAUAAAAAAUGGCUGACGUCGCAACUCCCGCUGAGAAGAAGGCCCCUCCCAAAUUCAAGCAGAGGGCCGCUCGCACCUUCAAGAGCAAGGCACCUAAACCAGGCCAGAAGGGUUUUGGUGAUGACAUUCCAGGCAUGGAGGGUCUUGGCACAGACUUCACAGUGGUCUGCCCAUGGGAAGCCUUCGGCGACAUGGAGCUCAGCGACUUGGCGAAAUAUGGAAUUGUUUAGCCCUCCUUUCUUUGCCUUCACCCUUCUUGCCACUGUUCUCCCCCAUGUGGUCCUAAUAUUGUCCAUCAGGUGGAUAAUCUAUUACCUUCAUGCUGCACAAAUGAAGCAGCUUUUGAUGUUGUAGAGGUUUGACCUGGAAAUAAAAGAGGAAUCCCUUCUGCA
Gambusia affinis (western mosquitofish) is the source of this 543-nucleotide messenger RNA. Its product is annotated as retinal cone rhodopsin-sensitive cGMP 3',5'-cyclic phosphodiesterase subunit gamma-like. Gene Ontology annotation, biological process: visual perception; positive regulation of epidermal growth factor receptor signaling pathway; positive regulation of G protein-coupled receptor signaling pathway. Gene Ontology annotation, molecular function: 3',5'-cyclic-nucleotide phosphodiesterase activity; cGMP binding. Gene Ontology annotation, cellular component: photoreceptor outer segment membrane. NCBI's taxonomy places the organism in Eukaryota, Metazoa, Chordata, Actinopteri, Cyprinodontiformes, Poeciliidae. Bases 160 to 381 code for a protein of 73 amino acids. The record is from RefSeq and is a predicted model, not a curated record. The transcript has 3 exons.